UCGCAUCCGGGCUGCCCCGGGCUUUUGCAAGAGGCGCGGCGGGCCUGCGAGCUGGUGCAGCAGCCGCUUGGUCGACCUCCUUUCUCGUUGUCGGCGGCCGGGCGGGUCAGGGCGCGCGGGGGGCAGGCGGUGGCUGCCUCAGGCGGAGGCGGAGGUGCGGCGGAGGGUGGGGGCCGCUGCCUUCGCAGGAGCCCGGGCCGGCCCGCGCCUUUGCACCGUGCUCCAUGCAUCCGGAGCCCGCCCCGCCCCCGAACAGCAACAGCCCCGAGCUUCCCCUCACCGGCGGCAGCACCACCAGCGGCAGCCGCCGGAGCCGCCGCCGCAGCGGGGACGGAGAGCCCCCGGGGUCGCCGCCACCGCCAGCCGCCGUUACCUACCCGGACUGGAUCGGUCAGAGUUACUCCGAGGUGAUGAGCCUCAACGAGCACUCGAUGCAGGCGCUGUCCUGGCGCAAGCUCUACUUGAGCCGCGCCAAGCUCAAAGCCUCCAGCCGGACCUCUGCUCUGCUCUCCGGCUUCGCCAUGGUGGCGAUGGUGGAGGUACAGCUGGACGCCGACCAUGACUACCCGCCAGGGCUGCUCAUCGCCUUCAGCGCCUGCACCACAGUGCUAGUGGCCGUGCACCUGUUUGCGCUCAUGAUCAGCACCUGCAUCCUGCCCAACAUCGAGGCGGUGAGCAACGUGCACAACCUCAACUCAGUCAAGGAGUCGCCCCAUGAGCGCAUGCACCGCCACAUCGAGCUAGCCUGGGCCUUCUCCACCGUCAUCGGCACGUUGCUCUUCCUGGCCGAGGUUGUGCUGCUCUGCUGGGUCAAGUUCUUGCCCCUCAAGAAGCAGCCGGGGCAGCCCCGGCCCACCAGCAAGCCCACGGCUGGCGGCGCGGUGGCCAGCGUCAACAGCAGCACAGGCGGCAUCACCCCCGGCCAGGCUGCUGCCAUCGCCUCCACUACCAUCAUGGUCCCCUUUGGCCUGGUCUUUAUUGUCUUUGCCGUCCACUUCUACCGCUCACUGGUCAGCCAUAAGACGGACCGACAGUUUCAGGAGCUCAACGAGCUGGCCGAGUUUGCCCGCCUGCAGGACCAGCUGGACCACAGAGGGGAUCACCCCCUGACACCCACCAGCCACUAUGCGUAAGCCCUUCUGGGCUCGGGCACGUCAGAUCUCUGGCCUUACGCCGCUCCCCACGACCUCGUCCUGCGCCAGCCUCAAGGACAGCCAGCUCAGAGGAUUGGGCUUUUGUAAGGGGGCAGAGAGUGGAGGAAGAGGCUUUUUUUUUUUUUUCUUUUAAGAGAAAUGACUGCACUUUGAAACUUUCCUCUGAGAGAAUGAGCACUUCCUCUUCUUCCAGCUUCGGGUUCACCUCCUGGUAGGAGGCCACCAGUGGGAGCCAGAGUGGGGACAAAUGCUCCCUUUGUCCCUCCUCCUCCCUGUGUCCGUGCCACUUGGAUGCUUCUUGUCUUUUCUGUCUUGACCUCCCUCCCCGUUCAGUGUCGUGUGUGUGUGUGUUUGUGUGUGUGUGUGUGUGCACACAUGUGUGCACAUGCACAUAAAUAUACUCAUAAGGGAUACCUC
Odobenus rosmarus divergens (Pacific walrus) is the source of this 1571-nucleotide messenger RNA. It is a transcript of the gene ORAI1, whose product is annotated as ORAI calcium release-activated calcium modulator 1. The record is from RefSeq and is a predicted model, not a curated record. The coding region runs from base 225 to 1133 and encodes 302 amino acids. Gene Ontology annotation, biological process: store-operated calcium entry. Gene Ontology annotation, molecular function: store-operated calcium channel activity. Gene Ontology annotation, cellular component: membrane. NCBI's taxonomy places the organism in Eukaryota, Metazoa, Chordata, Mammalia, Carnivora, Odobenidae. The transcript has 2 exons.